Messenger RNA from Maudiozyma barnettii, 1119 nucleotides. RefSeq names its product malate dehydrogenase MDH2 (gene MDH2). The record is from RefSeq and is a predicted model, not a curated record. Lineage: Eukaryota; Fungi; Ascomycota; Saccharomycetes; Saccharomycetales; Saccharomycetaceae. Gene Ontology annotation, biological process: carboxylic acid metabolic process; tricarboxylic acid cycle. Gene Ontology annotation, molecular function: L-malate dehydrogenase (NAD+) activity. The transcript has a single exon. Gene Ontology annotation, cellular component: cytoplasm. Bases 1 to 1119 code for a protein of 372 amino acids.
AUGCCUGACGCUGCUGUAUUGCAAAAUAAGAAAGAUACUAUCAAGAUUGUGGUCCUAGGUGCUGCGGGUGGGAUUGGCCAAUCACUAUCGCUGUUGAUUAAGUCACAACUAUAUUAUAUGGUGAAAACCGAGAAGAGACUUCAUCUAGCACUAUACGAUAUCAAUAAAGAUGCUAUUGCUGGUGUAGUCGCCGAUAUGUCUCAUAUUGAUACACCAAUAACUAUAUCUGCACAUUAUUCAGAUUCACAAGACCCUAACGAAAGUUUGAAAGCAUGCUUAACGGAUGCAUCUAUUGUAUUGAUCCCUGCGGGAGUGCCAAGAAAACCAGGGAUGACAAGAGACGAUUUGUUUAAAAUAAAUGCUGGAAUUGUAACACAACUGACCGAUUCUAUUAUUGAAUAUUGCGAUUUAAAGAAACUUUUCAUUCUUUUAAUUUCUAAUCCAAUCAACUCUUUGAUUCCAGUUAUAUUGAAUAGAUUCAAAAAUUCUAACGUUGUUGAUUCAAAUAUUGAAAAAAGAUUAUUCGGUAUUACUACUUUAGAUUCGACAAGAGGUGCGAUAUUUUUAAAGGAUAUGCUUAAUGAUUUAAAAAUUUCAAGUGGAUUACAACUGAUGGAAAUGCCACAUGUUCCUGUGAUUGGAGGUCAUUCCGGAGACACUAUUAUCCCAGUAUUCUCUCAAUGUUCUGCUGCUGAUAAUUUAUCACAAGAUCAAAUUUCUCAUUUAAUCCAUAGAAUUCAAUAUGGUGGUGAUGAAAUCGUGAUGGCUAAAAAGGGCAAAGGUUCUGCUACAUUAUCUAUGGCUCAUUCUUCAUUUAAAAUGUUAAUUAAAUUCAUUGAUUUAUUAUUAGGGAAUUCUAAUGAUAUUACAAUCACAUCGUACAUAUCAUUAACAACUCUAGAUGAUAAUGAAAUUGCUACUGGUGGUAAAGAAUUAAUGUCGAGAAUUAAUAAUUUGAAAUAUUUCGCUAUUCCAACUGUAGUAUCAAUUGAUGGUAUUAAGGAAAUUAAAUUUAAAAUUAUCGAUUAUUUAAAUUAUAAUGAAUUUAAUGAGUUAUUACCAAUCUGUUUAGAAAAUUUAAAUUCAAAUAUAAUCACAGGUGAAUCAUUUCCAAAAUAG